Molecule: messenger RNA, 5591 nt
Organism: Rhea pennata
Lineage: Eukaryota; Metazoa; Chordata; Aves; Rheiformes; Rheidae
Gene: TRAK1
Product: trafficking kinesin protein 1
Exons: 17
Coding region: 124-3387 (1087 amino acids)
Biological process (GO): anterograde axonal transport of mitochondrion; vesicle transport along microtubule; mitochondrion distribution
Cellular component (GO): mitochondrion; dendrite; cytoplasmic vesicle
Molecular function (GO): GABA receptor binding; myosin binding
Source: RefSeq, a predicted model, not a curated record
GGCGAGGAAACUUGUGCAUGAGCCAAAGUUACAAUUGCAUUCAAAUGACCUUACAGCAUAAAGAACUGUUCGUGUUGGGGAAACGCAAAUAGAAGCGACGCUUGAAGCGAGCCCGCUAGCCAAAUGGUGAAGUUCUGGGGGAGGAGAGAAGACUCGGGAAAGGAUGAAUGCCAUGCAGACGAUCAAGAGCAGAGAGAGCUGAAAACCAGACUUCUCAAAGCCAACUCUAGCAAAGAGAAAGAGUUGUGUUUCUGCCAGCCAGACCCAGUCUCCAGUGCUGGUACCCCUGAUGGCAGUUUGUACAACCCUCUGAAACCUGCCAAGCUGGACACCACAGCUUUGCACGACUGCACUUUGGCCACCACUGUGCCUCCUUCGGAGUUGUCGAACCAUGCAGUUCUAGCCUGUGACACAGGCAUUCAUGAAGAACAUUAUGUAAGUGAAGCAGUGGAAGAUGAUGUGCGAGACUGCAGAGAGUACAGAGAUGCCUGCACCAUUACCGAUGUGUGCAAUAGUACCGAUCUUCCUGAAGUUGAAAUCAUCAGUCUGCUGGAAGAACAGCUGCCUCAUUACAAGCUAAGAGCUGAUACAAUCUAUGGUUAUGACCACGACGACUGGCUUCAUACGCCUCUCAUUUCUCCUGAUGCCAAUAUUGACUUAACAACUGAGCAAAUAGAAGAGACCUUGAAAUACUUCCUUUUAUGUGCUGAAAGAGUGGGCCAGAUGACUAAAACAUACAAUGACAUAGAUGCCGUUACACGUCUUCUUGAAGAGAAAGAACGGGACUUAGAAUUAGCUGCUCGGAUUGGCCAGUCACUGUUAAAGAAGAAUAAGUCACUGACGGAAAGAAAUGAGUUCCUUGAGGAGCAAGUAGAACACAUCAGGGAAGAGGUUUCUCAGUUGCGCCAUGAGCUCUCCAUGAAAGAUGAGUUGCUCCAGUUUUAUACCAGUGCUGCUGAGGAAAGUGAGCCGGAGUCCAUCUGUUCCACACCGCUGAAGAGGAAUGAAUCUUCCUCCUCCGUCCAGAACUACUUUCACUUGGAUUCUCUUCAAAAGAAACUCAAGGACCUUGAAGAGGAGAAUGUUGUGCUUAGAUCAGAGGCUUGUCAGCUGAAGACUGAAACAAUUACUUAUGAAGAAAAGGAACAACAGCUUGUCAAUGACUGUGUAAAAGAGCUGAGGGAUGCAAACAUCCAGAUUGCCAAUAUCUCAGAAGAAUUAGCAAAGAAAACUGAAGAUGCCACCCGGCAACAGGAAGAAAUUACUCAUCUUCUCUCUCAGAUAGUUGAUCUCCAGAAAAAGGCAAAAGCUUGUGCAGUUGAAAAUGAAGAACUUGUCCAGCAUUUGGGAGCAGCUAAAGAUGCCCAGCGACAGCUCACAGCAGAAUUGCGGGAGCUGGAAGACAAGUAUGCAGAGUGCAUGGAAAUGCUUCAUGAGGCUCAAGAAGAGCUGAAAAACCUUAGGAACAAGACUAUGCCAAAUGCCAUAUCACGUCGGUACCACUCUCUUGGUCUCUUCCCUAUGGAUUCUCUGGCAGCAGAGAUAGAAGGGUCAAUGAGGAAGGAACUUCAUUUAGAUGAACCUGACUCUCCUGACUUGGCUCAUCAGAAACGGGUCUUCGAGACGGUGAGAAAUGUAAACCAAGUUGUCAAGCAGAGAUCCAUGACUCCAUCACCAAUGAAUAUUCCAGGCUCUAACCAGUCCUCUGCUAUGAACUCGGUAAUAUCUAGCUGUAUCAGCACUCCACGUUCUAGCUUCUAUGGGGGAGACAUCUCUAACAUUAUGAUAGACAACAAGACCAAUAGCAUCAUCCUAGAGACAGAAUCUGCUGACAAUGGAAAUGAAGAUAGAAUGAAGAAGCCUGGAACUCCAGGGACACCUGGUUCCAGUGACCUAGAGACUGCUCUUCGUAGGCUGUCCCUUAGGCGUGAGAACUACCUUUCGGAGAGAAAGUUCUUUGAAGAAGAGCAGGAAAGGAAGUUGCGGGAACUAGCGGAAAAGGGUGAACUCCAUAGUGGUUCCGUUACUCCUACAGAGAGCAUCAUGUCACUGGGAACUCACUCCAGAUUUUCAGAAUUCACUGGAUAUUCAGGAAUGUCUAUCAGCAGUCGAUCCUACCUGCCAGAGAAGCUUCAGAUUGUGAAACCCCUAGAAGGUUCUGCCACUUUGCACCACUGGCAGCAGCUGGCUCAGCCUCACCUGGGUGGGAUCCUGGACCCGAGGCCUGGGGUUGUCACUAAGGGCUUCAGGACCCUGGACCUCGACCUGGAUGAAGUGUACUGCCUUAAUGACUAUGAGGAAGAUGAAACAGGUGAAAUUUCUUACAAGGGCCUAACUACCUCGACGCCAGUUCAGCACACAGAGACCUCAGGUGAGAGGUCACAAGCACAAGUGACUGUUUCAGACAGCAAGAAUAACCGCAGCCAAUCUCAGGCUUUCACAGAGGAGAUGCAGGAGUCCGCGACUGACGAUGAUGAGGGGUCUGUACCUCAUCCUGGGAAGUGCAUGUCACAAACCAACUCCACCUUCACCUUCACCACCUGCCGCAUUCUGCACCCUUCCGAUGAGCUCACACGAGUUACUCCAAGCCUUAACGCAGCACCUACUCCAGCUUGUGGCAGCAUUAGCAAUUUGAAGGGCACCCCAGUGGCUACUCCCUGUACUCCUCGGCGUCUGAGUUUGGCUGAAUCCUUCACUAACCUCCGGGAAUCCACAACGACGAUGAGCACGUCUCUGGGGCUAGUGUGGCUGCUGAAGGAAAGAGGCAUCUCGGCAGCAGUGUACAAUCCACAGAGCUGGGACAGAGGCAGCAAAAGCACCCUCCUGAACGCAUACUCCCCUAAAAUGGCGAUCAUUCCUUCCACUCCACCAAACUCACCUAUGCAGACACCGUCAUCUUCUCCUCCAUCUUUUGAAUUCAAGUGCACCAGCCCACCUUACGACAACUUCUUGGCUUCGAAGCCUGCGAGCUCAAUCUUGAAGGAGGUGAGGAAUAAAAAGAACAUCAGAAACAGUGAGAGUCAGACUGAUGUGUCAGUUUCCAACCUUAAUCUCGUGGACAAAGUCAAGAGGUUUGGCAUCACCAAAGUCGUGAGUUCAGGGCAAACGCCAGCUCCUCCUCUAACUGAUGACCAGGGACCUCUUCUCUGUGGAGCACAAGGACCAGUGAGGGCCCUUGUUCCUGGAGGCCUGGCACCAGAUGGUCUCCCAUUGGGCUGCCCUGCUGUGACAAGUGCCAUUGGAGGCAUCCAGUUGAACACGGGUAUCCGAAGGAACCGGAGCUUCCCCACCAUGGUGGGUUCCAGCAUGCAGAUGAAAGGCCCAACAUCUCUCACUUCGGGAAUCCUCAUGGGAACCAAGCUCCCGAAGCAAGCUAGCUUACGAUGAAGGACUUUAUUUUUACAGCUAGUCUUUUUAAAUAAAAAUACCAAGAUUCUUUCUCUGAUCCUCUUUCCUCUUUCCCCUUUCCCCCUGCCCCUAACCCCUCAUUGCCUCUUGAGUUUGACAAAUCAACUUUGUGCCUAAUGGGAGAAAUGUGUAAAGUUUGUACAAAAUGUGUAAAUAUAUACCAGAUCUAUUGUAACUAAUUGGAUUAUUUUACUGUUCAGUUGAGUGCAAAAGGCUCUACAUUGUGAUUGCUGUAUUAAGGUUGUUAACUUGCUAACCUUUUCAAAAGGUUUUUUUUUAAGAUGCACUGAAAAACAAAAAUGACAAAAAAUAACUUGACUAGAAAAAGUGAAUUCUGUAGCUAGCCUAACUUGACAGGUGAAGGCGCAUGGAAAGGGUAUCAGAUGUGUUACGUGAGACCUCAGAUUACAUCACAUGAAGCACGGGAGCAUUUGUGCUUUCGAACAUGCUGAAGAAAGCACUCGGUUUAGCAUUUGGUCGCUUUAACUUUGCCUUUGUAGAUGAGUUGAGCUGAGUUGUUGGCAUGCCUGGAUGGAAGACAUUUCUUUUUCUGUUCCGUAUUCCCUUCCUCCCCCUAGUAUGAAAAACUUGAACCGAUACCACGUUAAAGUCAGCAGGCCUGCUGAGUACCUGGAACGCUGACGUAUUUCUACCGCUGCUGUUUUGUUUGGCACAUCUAUAUUCCGUGUGACUUGUUCUGUUUUUUCAAUGCUGCACUGGAUUGUGGAGGGAAAAAUGCUUUACCAUGUGUUGCUGCCACUGAAAUGCAUUUUGCCAGUGCCCCUAAAGAAAACGGUUUUCACAACUGAUGAGGUAAACGUGGCAGCUGACUUCCUAGAAGCCAGUGUUGCAGCACACAUGGACAGAUAAGAACGUCAUGAAAGAACAUGUAGCAAAAACAGUGUUAGGAAAAGGUGUCCUUGAAACCUCAGCAGAGCUGCCGCAAAAAUAUUUAGUAACAGAAUGGUACAAGCUGGAAAAGCAUCUGGUGACCAUAUUGGUCUACAGGUUUUAUGCACAUCAAGGACUGCUUGUUAAGUAGCCUUGUAAAACAAGGUGAGAAUACUUCUACCCUUUUCCUGUUUUUUUCUUUUCUUUUUUUUUUUUUUAAUUACUGUUUUUCUUUAAAGAAACAUUUUCCAUCCAAAGUUUGACCUUAGCGGAGGUAAAAGUGUGUAAAUUUUUUUUUUUUUUUUUUUUUUUUUUUUUUUUAACUCCUACAGUGUUAGGGGGAAAAAAAAGGAAACAACCCCCCCGGCCCCAAGCCAAACAUAACCCCUGCCUUUUUCAGGAAGGAAACAAAAGACCUCACACAACAUUUGGUCACAGCCAGGAGAUCUUAAGUUACAUUGAAAUUUUCUUCUCUGCUUCUCCCAGACUUCUGCUAGGUGCUUGUAAAAAGAAUUUAAAUACUCGAACUGAGACGGACAAGAUGGAGCUUAUUUCUAGAGUGCAGCUGAGGCUGAGAACCUUGAUGGUUUUGGAGGAGAGGAGAGGGGAGCAAGCAGCGCGGAGGGUCAACAUCUGCUUUCUUGUCCUUGCAGUUCUUGCGACAUUUAAAUCAAGCUCCCAGUUUGUUGUUACUGUUACUACACUACAUGUAAUUGCCGUGAAUUGCCAUUUGUACCAGACUGUUACUAAAUCAUUAGCACUGAUAAUUUCUUGUAUAAAUGAAACUGUCUUUUAGUCUUUGUGACGAGAGAUGGGUGUUUUCUUUUGAAUGAAGUAGUUAUUACAUUUAGUGCUAUGGACACUGAAAAUAUUUUUGAGAAAGAAAAAACACAUCGGUCAAUUACUGCAUGUGUUUGAAGACUUCUAUUUAUUCUAUUGAACUUAAAGUGUUUUAGUAAACUGUCAUCAGCUCUCUUGCUGUCGUAUGUGUGCACUUAUUGCAAGUAAAUUUAAGUAUCUUUUUAUUUGAAUGUAUCUUAAAACAGUAGAUAGAGUAACAGUUGAUUCUGAAAAAUCAUGGACUUCAUGGACCAUUUUAUAUACCCAGAGGAAGAAAGCAAUACCACAUGGGAACUUAAAAUCUAGAAGUUAAUCAUGCAAUUGGGAAGUAUUAUUUAGCCUUUAAAUAAGCAGUAGGAGUUGUCCACCCACCAGAGAAAGCAAUUGUAACGCAUCAGAAAGAUGGAACUUAAAUUUUCUUCACUAGUAUCAAUAAAAUAACAGAAAAGUUA